AGCUACCUUUACUCACAUUUUAAGCACUAGGUUACUAGUAACCAGUUACUACAAGAUAACGAACACCAUUCGAGCUCAGAAGUCCCAGUUACUAUAUAGUACUUAGCUACCUUUACUCACAUUUUAAGUACCAUAAGUUACUGGUAGCCAGUUACUACAAAUGAAAUACAUGAAGAUAACGAACACCAUUCGAGCUCAGUAGUCCAUUGUAUCAAACAGUUCAAAUCAUGGGAGGAAACACGAACCUCUUAAACAUUGAUGUGGGAUCAGGUGUCAUGGAGGAGUGAGUAUCCCCCACGGACGGUCACGCUGUGUACUCCUUGUCACGAUGGGGGGAAAUCACGAGAAAAUCCGUCGACAAUGCAGUGACUUAGUGAUAGAUUGUAUUUUCUGACAAGGUUAUUGUAUCCACCAUAGAAUAUAAACUGUUUGUCAGGGACUGGUUUGUCAAUUACUUACCUCGUUUUAGAAGCUAGCUUUAUCCACAUUUUAAGUCAGUAAUUAGUAGGUAGCUUUACUCACAUGUCAUAGCCAGUUACUAAUGGCUAAUUUUACAUAUUUGAAUUGAGUGUCAAUUGGCUUGGCUUCUUUUUUUGAAAGGUCGCGUAAAAUACUAUGAUCUUACAAAAGAAUUUAUAAGCAUCAUGAGAGAGAAUUUUAAACGGGUGAAGAAAGUUUCCUGAUGAAUUUACAGUUGGGCCAUACAUGGUAUUGGAAUAUUGUGAAAAGGGGCAACUCCGAGAUUGGCUGCUACAACAAAAGAAUGCCUCAACGGUGGACACUGUAGAACUCCUAUUUCGUAUUGUUUACGGAAUUGCUAAAGGAAUGCGUUACCUCGAGACCAAAAAACUUGUCCACAGAAGACUUGCCGCACGAAAUGUUUUGCUUACUGGUGAGCUAGAGCCCAAGAUCUAUGGAUUUGGUCCUGAACCGCCGCAACAACAGCGCAACGACAGCGACGGAGAUGUGACGUCUGACGAAAAGGAACGAAUCCCCGUGAAGUGGACAGCACCAGAAUGUUUGAUGUCAAUGAAAAAUGCUAGCACAAAAAGUGAUGUUUGGUCUUUUGGAAUUGUUUUAUGGGAGGUCUUUAGUUUAGGUGAAACUCCCUAUCCGGGAAUACGCAGCAGGGAUGUGCAAACACAUGUAAAAAACGGUCAUCGAAUGACUAAGCCAGAGUUUGCUAAUGAGUUCUACCAUGGGAUCAUGCGCAGUUGCUGGAAUUCAAAGCCAAAGCAAAGACCAAGUUUCAAAGAUAUUUCAACAGAUAUUGGAAAAACCUUCAAUAACGCACCUUCGGAUGAAUUUUACUAUUACUCUGAAAAAUGAAACUAACGUGAAUAUAUAUAUCUCUUGCUUUGCAAUCGAAUGAUAUUGACACAAUUUCAGUUUUAUUGCACUAAUAGACUAUAUGUAGGAAAACUAACUGAACUUUUGU
Saccostrea cuccullata (small rock oyster) is the source of this 1438-nucleotide messenger RNA. Its product is annotated as megakaryocyte-associated tyrosine-protein kinase-like. Lineage: Eukaryota; Metazoa; Mollusca; Bivalvia; Ostreida; Ostreidae. The transcript is spliced from 5 exons. The record is from RefSeq and is a predicted model, not a curated record. Gene Ontology annotation, biological process: positive regulation of kinase activity; multicellular organism development; cell surface receptor protein tyrosine kinase signaling pathway. Gene Ontology annotation, cellular component: signaling receptor complex; plasma membrane. The coding region runs from base 706 to 1329 and encodes 207 amino acids. Gene Ontology annotation, molecular function: ATP binding; transmembrane receptor protein tyrosine kinase activity.